CUCCCCCUCCCUCCUCCCCUCCGGUCCUGUCUCCAGCGGGAGCGCGAGACGCUGGUCAGGCUCCGCGGCGCAGCUCGAAAAGGAAGAAUCGCCCCCAAUUGACUUAAAUUCCGCCGAAGCCGGCGCCGCGGCCGCCCGCCGCCCGGGAUCUGCUCGCUGUGGUGUUUGCUUUCUCCAUUCUUCCUUAAAAAAAAAAAAAAAAAAAAAAAAAAAAAAAAAAAAAAAGGCAAAACAAAACCAGCCAGCCAGCCAACCAAGAAUCCGGUUUGUUGAUCGCCUUGGUUUUUUUUUUUUUUUUUUUCACCGUUUGCGGGAUUUGCAAACCGAGUUACAUGCAUGUCCAGUGGGGGUAGGUUUAAUUUUGACGAUGGAGGGUCCUACUGUGGAGGCUGGGAGGACGGCAAGGCGCACGGCCAUGGCGUCUGCACCGGUCCCAAGGGCCAAGGCGAAUACACCGGCUCGUGGAGCCACGGCUUCGAGGUGCUGGGCGUCUACACCUGGCCCAGCGGCAACACGUACCAGGGCACUUGGGCGCAGGGCAAGCGCCACGGCAUCGGCCUGGAGAGCAAGGGGAAGUGGGUGUACAAGGGCGAGUGGACGCACGGAUUUAAGGGGCGCUACGGGGUGCGGGAGUGCACGGGCAACGGGGCCAAGUACGAAGGCACCUGGAGCAACGGGCUGCAGGACGGCUACGGCACGGAGACAUACUCUGACGGAGGGACCUACCAGGGCCAGUGGGUCGGCGGCAUGCGGCAAGGCUACGGCGUGCGGCAGAGCGUUCCCUACGGCAUGGCAGCGGUCAUCCGCUCGCCCCUGAGGACGUCCAUCAACUCUCUGCGCAGCGAGCACACCAACGGCGCGGCGCUGCACCCCGACGCCUCCCCGGCGGUGGCCAGCAGCCCGGCCGUGUCCCGAGGGGGCUUCGUGCUCGUGGCGCACAGCGACUCCGACAUCCUCAAGAGCAAAAAGAAGGGGCUGUUCCGGCGCUCGCUGCUGAGCGGCCUGAAGCUGCGCAAGUCCGAGUCCAAGAGCAGCCUGGCCAGCCAGCGCAGCAAGCAGAGCUCGUUCCGCAGCGAGGCCGGCAUGAGCACGGUCAGCUCCACGGCCAGCGACAUCCACUCCACCAUCAGCCUGGGCGAGGGCGAGGCCGAGCUGGCGGUCAUCGAGGAUGACAUCGACGCCACCACCACGGAGACCUACGUGGGCGAGUGGAAGAGCGACAAGCGCUCGGGCUUCGGCGUGAGCCAGCGCUCCGACGGGCUCAAGUACGAGGGCGAGUGGGCGGGCAACAGGCGGCACGGCUACGGCUGCAUGACCUUCCCCGAUGGCACCAAGGAGGAGGGCAAGUACAAGCAGAAUGUCCUCGUGAGCGGCAAGCGCAAGAACCUCAUUCCGCUGCGUGCCAGCAAGAUCCGCGAGAAGGUGGACCGGGCCGUGGAGGCCGCCGAGCGGGCUGCCACCAUUGCCAAGCAGAAGGCGGAGAUCGCGGCCUCCAGGACCUCCCACUCCCGGGCCAAGGCCGAGGCCGCCCUCACCGCAGCACAGAAGGCUCAGGAGGAGGCACGCAUCGCCAGGAUCACUGCCAAAGAGUUCUCGCCUUCCUUCCAGCACCGGGAAAAUGGGCUCGAGUACCAGCGGCCGAAGCACCCGAUCUCCAGCAGUGAUGUCGAGGUGGCCUCCACGGGGACGCCCUUGCAGCAGGAGAGCCCCGAGCUGUACCGCAAAGGCACCACCCCCUCGGACCUGACCCCCGACGACAGCCCCCUGCAGAGCUUCCCCGCCAGCCCCACGGCCACCCCGCCCCCGGCCCCUGCCUCACGGAACAAGGUUGCCCACUUCUCCCGGCAGGUGUCGGUGGAUGAGGAGCGAGGCGGGGACAUCCAGAUGCUCCUGGAGGGCCGGGGAGGGGACUAUCCCCGCAAUAGCUGGGGUGAGGAGAAGGCCGGAGGCUCCAGGGGCAUCCGCGGCGGUGCCCUCCGCAGCGGUCAGCCUGCGGACGACUUCCGCUCCCGAGGCUCAGGCCACAAGCAGCCCAGCAACCCCAAGUCCCGGGAGCGGCGGACGGAAUCACCCCCCACGUUCUCCUGGACUUCCCACCACCGGGCCGGCAACCCCGGCUCUGGGGGUGCCAAGCUGCUGGAGCUGGACGAGGAGAAGCUGAGCAACUAUGAGAUGGAGAUGAAGCCGCUGCUGAGGAUGGACUCGUACGUGCAGGAGGUGCACCCCCAGAAGAGACGCUACAGCAAGGGGGCGGCCUGCCGGGGCUUGGGGGAGGACCACCGCGCCGACGACCGGGGCUUUGGGACCCAGAGACUGCGGUCCAAGUCCCAGAACAAGGACAGUGCCAGGCUGGGCCCCUGCGCGGAGCCCGCGGUGCAGAGGUUGGAGAGCCUGCGGCUGGGGGACCGGGCUGAGCCACGCCUGCUGCGCUGGGACUUGGCCUUCUCCCCGCCCCAGAAGUCCUCACCUGUGGCACUGGAGUCGGACGAGGAGAAUGGGGACGAGCUCAAGUCCAGCACGGGCUCGGCUCCCAUCCUGGUGGCCAUGGUGAUCUUGCUCAACAUCGGAGUCGCCAUUUUGUUUAUUAACUUUUUCAUCUGAUGAGAUGUCACGUUAGCAAAAACAACGACUGGUGUACAAAGGGACCUUAACACACGACAAAAGGGAAGGAUCGUAACUCGGACAGCCCGACAACCACUUCCGAGUCUUUUCACAGAACAACAUGAUUGGGUAUUACUCACAGUUUGCCUUUUUUUCUGGGUAAUGUUUUUUGGAUUUUAGCCAAAAUUCUUUGCUUGUAUAACACGAUGCUGUGUGGCAUGGCAGAAGGAGGCCAGCACGCCGACCCUCCAGCUUGGUGUGGAAAGGAAAGGGAUCCCAGCAAAUCAGUGGCCGAAAACUAAAGCGGCCACGGUCCUCGCCGCCAUCACAGCCGGCCUGGGACUGGAAGAGGAGGCAGUGGAGGAAGGCCCCCGCGUGUCCAGCUGUGCCCGGCCGAUGGGGAAGCAGCUGCUGUCAGGCUGAGCACAGGAAGUCGGCUACCUCUGCUUUUCCUCUGGGUCCUGGCAGAGUGAGCGGGUGACCGUAUGGGCGUGCAGCAGGGGGGAGAGGGAGUGCCGUCCCCGUUGGCAGCAGCCUGGGCGUCUAUUCGGAGUAUGUGCUGUGUACUUGAGGAAGCAGGGACCUGCUGCCUCUUCUCUUCCCCCUGAAACGCCACAUCCUGCCCUCUGCUCCCUCUGGCCUUGGAGGUGAGGCUAACUCCCCACAGAGUCUGAAAGGAAGGUCCUUCUGCUCCCCGGGUCUGCCCCCACACCCACGCCCACCAUCCUUCCCCCCAACCCCUCCCCCAUCCCCAGGAAGCAGGGCUGCAGACAGGACCGAGGGUGGAGAGUGGCAUGGGGCCACUUAGCCCUCAGGCUGGCCCCAAGUGUGGCAUUUGUACACUUGGCAUGCAGCAGGUGUAUCCAGGUCCCCUGGCCCCGUCCAACGUCUAUGGCAGUGACCUGGCCCUCCGCGCCAUCCUCUCUCACGGUCACUCAGCACACGAUCCCUGCAGCUCUGUCCUGUGUGGGGGCUCCCUUCCCCCUCCCGAUGUGCACACUCUGUCUAGAUGCCUCAUUCGUACCCUAGAGCUGAAUUGGUCCCAGGACAGGAAUGUGAACGAAAAUUCCUAAGCAGUCGUAGCUUCUCCCUCUCACCCGAAUACACGUGGUUGAGUUUGGGUCUAUAUCCUCUACCACUGUUGCUCCAUCAUCCAAAUGAAAGAAAAAAGGUUCCAGGAGGUUUGGGCGCCCCAUGGUCCUAGCGCUGGAGCCAGCCCCAGCCCGUGGGUAUGGACGUGUCUAUGGGGCAUGGCCACGUCCAUACGCAGGCCUCUGCGCUCACACCUGGGACGGCCCUCACCGGGAGCUUCCACAGCCGUCCUGGGCCCGGCCCGGCUAUGGACUCUGCCUUGCUUUGCUUAUGUUCAGCUGUUUCUCUGCUACCUUUCAAGCAGAUUUCUUUACUACACUGCACUGGAUUGCUAUAUUUUUAACCAGAAAUAAACUAAAGAUUAGAGCAUGUUCCAGUUAAA
Canis lupus familiaris (dog) is the source of this 4075-nucleotide messenger RNA. RefSeq names its product junctophilin 3 (gene JPH3). The record is from RefSeq and is a predicted model, not a curated record. The transcript has 5 exons. NCBI's taxonomy places the organism in Eukaryota, Metazoa, Chordata, Mammalia, Carnivora, Canidae. Gene Ontology annotation, cellular component: junctional membrane complex; plasma membrane; endoplasmic reticulum membrane. Bases 337 to 2601 code for a protein of 754 amino acids. Gene Ontology annotation, biological process: regulation of synaptic plasticity.